This is a messenger RNA of Cuscuta campestris, 1303 nucleotides long. The record is from the annotation of a GenBank genome assembly. NCBI's taxonomy places the organism in Eukaryota, Viridiplantae, Streptophyta, Magnoliopsida, Solanales, Convolvulaceae.
AUUAAAAGAUAUUCUAUAAACAGUCCUCAAUGUUUGAAAACUAUUUCAUAAAUAGUCCUUUUCACCAAAUAUGACAAAAUAGUUUGAGUAAAUUCUCAAAAUGAUCCUUUGAAGGGACACCGGGACUCAACUUUUGACAACUCCAUGAUGCACACAAAACAGAAGAAGUGACUGCAGCAAUUCAAUUUUCCACGAAUUGGGGAAUACUUCUCAAAAGAAGCAUACCUUGCCUGAAGCAAAGAAGCAUCGUCGUUGCCGGAAUCUGUAUCCAUUAAAAUCGUCUCGCUUUGCUUCUAUAGCUCAUAGAAAUAGGCGUCGGCCUUAUCUGAGACACAGAUAGAAAUAAUAGAAUUGUAUGCGUGCCCUCCUCCAGCCGCACAGCCGCCGCCGCCCUCCUCUCUCUCUCGGCGGACUGCCCUCGGCGACGGCACAGCCCCACGUCGGCAACACCCCCUCCUCCUCCCUCAAAAUGGCUUCCUCCGACAAAAAUUCAGAAAACUCAACCUCCUCCUCCUCCAAUCCCCCUCAUGUUGCUUUCACCACAAUCUCCAACGUGAAGCUUCAUGUCCCGAUCCAGCUGAGCUUCUCUCAGCCCAAUUACAAGAAGUGGAGCUGGCUUUUUCUUCUCCUGGUGCGCCGGUUCACUCUCCACGGCUUUUUCUCGGGUUCUUCAUCUCCCUCCUCUGCCGAUGAUGAUGAAUGGUACCAGCUUGACGCCCUAAUCCAAGGGUGGAUUCCCUCUACUAUUUCUGACGAAGUCUCAGAUCUGGUCAUCUCCACCACCUCCACCGCAGCUGAAUUAUGGAAGGUUAUUCAUGCACUUUUUCAUGACAACAAGCAUGCUCGGGCAAUGCAACUCGAGCAUCAGUUCCGAACCACUGUCAAGGGUACGAUGACUAUGGCCACGUAUUGUCAAACCCUACAGAACAUUGCAGAUUGGUUGGAUGACGUCGACGCCCCGGUUUCUGAGUCUCAACUCAUGCUCCAAAUGCUUCGGGGCUACCCGAAGAUCUCCAGGCUCAGACGUCGUUCCUACAAUUCCAACAACCGCUGCCCAACUUUCUUCAGACCCGAUCUGCCCUCCUGCUCCUAGAUCGGCAACGGCAAAGCAUGGCGGACGACGCCGGGACAGCCCUCCUGACUGGCAGAAUCGGCGGCCCUCCUUACGGCACCGGCAGCGGCGGCUUCGGGCGUGGCAGUGGAGCACCUGGCAGCGGGCACAGUGGCGGCAGUGGUGGCCGCGGACAGCAGGGGCGCAACUACGGUCGUGGACGUGGACGAGGAAGAAACUCUGGCUCGCAAC